AUGGGUGAAAGCAAGGUACUCAACAAGUUUCCCGAGCCACUCGCAGAGGAAAAUUACAAUCAAUUUUUCAAUCCCAAUCUUUGUCACGUUUGCAAAUCGUCGAAUGGCGGCGCAUUGAUGCCGUGUAAUCGGUGCUGCAUGAUCUUUUAUUGUUGCAAGCAGCACAAGACCAUGCAUGAAGAGUCACACUCGCCGAUGUGCGCAGCCAUAGAGAGGUUCACAUCGUUCAGACCGGAAUGGAACACUCUUUGCUAUAACUUAGAAGAGUGGACGAAAUUCCGGAAGGCACUUAUGACAUUAAUUCGAUUGGAGAUAAGACGCGACCUGAAAUCCUACGAAGUAGAGAUGCUCAUGUGCGCAAAAGCGUGCCUGAUUUGCAAACGACAGAUUGAUCUGCGCACUUGCAUCGUGUGCUAUUCCUCCAACUACUGUCGUGAUCACGAGUUGGCCUUCACAAUGCUGCACAAGCCACGCUGCGAGGGCCUGCUGUUAUUACUGAACAUAAAUGUCGCCACGAUGUACAGCAAUAUUUGUACUUCGUAUCCUGCAUUUCUCAAGUUCGCGCGAUUCCCUGACAAGGCAGACUCCUUCCACGACAUGAGGGCUUUCGUUAAUGGUUACAUAGUCCCCCGAAGUAACAGAAAAAACUUAACCUCCAAGUGGCGAUUGAAUUAUUAUGUGUAUUCGGAGUAUGUGUCGGGUCCGUUGACGUUGCAUCAUGCGUUUGAGGAACUAUCCUCACUGUGUCUUCUGCAGAUUGACCAUAAAUGUGUCGUCCAUCUUGUAGCUCCGGAUGUCGUAGAUAUAGAGGGCGCUCCAGCUUGGGAGCUCCUCUUGCAUCUUUUAAAUGUUAUAAGCAGACUCUAUGUUGUAAUGAUCAGACCAGACAUUGAUCUCAUAUCGGGCGAGCGGAACAAUCUCUGUCGCAAAUGCUCAGCACGCGGUCGGAAGCUUUACGUUGAAAAUGUGUCAGAGUCGUAUCAAGACUACGUGAGCUCGGCCUCGUACAAGCAGCCGAACGUCAUCGUAGGAUUUCAAGUGGAAUUUAAUGACAAAGUGACAUGGCUGAAAUCUCUAUCAGCGAUAUUAGCUCAGAAGUGUCCGUUAAUAUUAACCACAAACUCGGAGAAUCAGUCAAUGGAGAUCGUAGAUAAAGUCUCAGCAGCCGCGGGCGUAACUAGGAAACUAUUUCUUUUUAUAAAAAAUAAGUUCCAAGGUUGCAGACCUUAUAGGGACUACGAGACUGGUGGGGUGUUUUACCGAAAUUCCAACUUAAUUAUAUUUUAA
Molecule: messenger RNA, 1287 nt
Organism: Harpegnathos saltator (Jerdon's jumping ant)
Lineage: Eukaryota; Metazoa; Arthropoda; Insecta; Hymenoptera; Formicidae
Exons: 1
Coding region: 1-1287 (428 amino acids)
Source: RefSeq, a predicted model, not a curated record